This is a messenger RNA of Vombatus ursinus (common wombat), 1233 nucleotides long. RefSeq names its product casein beta (gene CSN2). The transcript has 7 exons. Bases 1 to 912 code for a protein of 303 amino acids. The record is from RefSeq and is a predicted model, not a curated record. Lineage: Eukaryota; Metazoa; Chordata; Mammalia; Diprotodontia; Vombatidae.
AUGAAGCUCCUUAUCCUCACCUGCCUUGUGGCUCUUGCUGUGGCCAGGCCCAUGGUAGAAAAGAUUUCAGAAAGUGAGGAACAUGUCACUGAAGUCCCUGAGAAGCAUGUCAAAAGGAGAGAUAACAUUCCAGUAAAGAAUGAACAUUAUGUUGAAAACAACCGUUAUCUUCCACUUGAAUAUGAAAUGAUGAACGUUUACUAUCAGCCUUUAUAUUGGUCUGAAGAAAUGCAUAACCUCAAGAUGACCAGCCUUCCAAAAGACAAAAGAAUGGCUGUCCUUAAAUCAACUGUCCCAGAGGAGGUGCUGCCUCAUGUUCAGCAUAAAUCCCUGUCUUUUCCUAAGCCCAAAGUCCUGCCUCUCUCUCGCCGACAUAUCCUGCCUUACCAUGCCCUCAGAGUGGUGCCUCUCUCUCACAAACAGUUGACCAUUCCUAAGCGGGAGAUGCUGCCUAUUUCUGAGAGAGAGAUUCUACCUGCUCAUGAAAGACAGAGUCUAUCUGUUCAUCUGAGAGAAAGUCUGCCUGCUCAUGAGAAGGACACCCCCCUUGCUCUUCAAAGAGAGAUACCAUUUAUUCCUGAGAGAGAGAUUCUAGUAGCUUCCGAGAGAGUAGUUCUACCUGAACAAGAAAGAGAGAUUCUUAACGAGAGAGAGGCUCUACCUGUUCACAAGAGAGAGAUCCUGCCUCUUCCUGAGAAAGAGAAGAUUCUACCUCUUUUCCAACAGAUAGUUCUGCCUCUUCCCCAGAGAAAGAUUAUACCUCCUCAUCAGAGAGACACUAUUGCCCGAAGAGAGGUUUUGCCUGUUGAUCGACAGGAACGCAUGCGUGAAGUGGUACCUCUUGAUCUCUACCCAUUCUUUCAACCAGUGGCCAACUUUUAUUAUCCCACUGAGGUGAAUGAGAAGAAUUAAUAGGAUCACUCAGAUGACUAUAUCCUCCUGGCAUUUGACCUGACUGUGACUAGAAAUCCUACUUGGCAUCUUCUAUUUAUUUUUUGGUGUUGGAAUUAGCCCUUUCCUCCUUGCAUCUUCCGACAUUCUCCAUUUUAAUUGGAAUUUGAAGGAUUCACUAUUUGCCAGUUCCCGGAUUCAGAAGGAUCAUCUUGAGUGGCCACUGGGUGAAUAAGCACCAGACAUAUUUGCCACGUUUCUCUCAUAGUCAAUUUGUAAGGACAGUUUCAUGAACUGUAUUACUUGUUAAUGCCAGGAUGCCUAGCAAUUCUGUAUAUGGUC